Branchiostoma floridae (Florida lancelet) is the source of this 573-nucleotide messenger RNA. RefSeq lists its product as uncharacterized. Bases 122 to 535 code for a protein of 137 amino acids. The transcript has 3 exons. Lineage: Eukaryota; Metazoa; Chordata; Leptocardii; Amphioxiformes; Branchiostomatidae. The record is from RefSeq and is a predicted model, not a curated record.
GACAAGUCCGCUUUCCUGCCUGCUCUUGGCUGAACUGCCAGGGCCUGUGUCGCCCCGGGAAGUGCCCUGUCCGUGGUCAACUGUGAUAGAUGUGUCGGUCCUUUCGUGUCAGGAUGGCCGCAUGCCGGACCCCACAUGUGUGUUUAUCUUCACCACCUCGGCAGCGAGGCUCUCGUGGGAGACUUCAGAGCGUCGGACUGCACCGUCGGGGAUUCCUGGCACCUCUGACGUACAGGCAUGGGCUCUUUUGGGGUACCCCAGAGCACCGGUUCACAUCAAUAAGAUCACGGUGGAACUUCGAGGGAAGAAGGUUACCCCACCCGUCAGGACUGUCACGAGAACGCCAACAAAUGGCAGGGACAGGCAAAAGCGCACAUUCCCGCGGUCCGGGCAACCAGAAAUCUCCAUUUCCAGAUGGGCCAGUCUCACAAGUUCGCACGGUGAUGUCAAACGAACUUUCGCAAACUUCACACGCCUACACAUGCUACAGAACAACACUGCUUUCGCGGUCCACGGGACAAUCGUCUACUUGUGAUGGUCUGGGUGAUGUCCUUCCACAGGAUUUACAGCCUA